GCGUCCGUGCACCCCGAUUUUGAGGUCCUGUCCGCCUUCAUUGAUGGUCUUUUGGCCGCCGCAUCGCGUGUCACAAACUGGCGCCUGACCUUGGGUCUGAAAAAAUCCUCGAAGGACUCAAUUGGUUUGUUGCUGCCGCCGAAAUCGCAAGAGGCACAGCCAGAAGAUCGGAUCAAUCCGCGCGCCCGGGGGUUGGCUGCGCGUGAGAUCACCUAUGCUCUGACCGGUUUCCAUUGCAUCGAUCCCCGAGCCUCCUUUAUGACUGUCCCUUGCAGUAGUGACGUCCAUUUGCACUUCGACCCCGAGCGAAAUCAUUGUGUCCUUGGAGCUUACUUCUGUUUCGCUUUGCUCUAUGGCUCUUCUCUAUCGCAAGAUAAGCUAUUGAUCACCGUGACCGCAUAG
Messenger RNA from Dibothriocephalus latus, 402 nucleotides. NCBI's taxonomy places the organism in Eukaryota, Metazoa, Platyhelminthes, Cestoda, Diphyllobothriidea, Diphyllobothriidae. The record is from the annotation of a GenBank genome assembly.